This is a messenger RNA of Drosophila mojavensis, 3128 nucleotides long. It is a transcript of the gene Cse1, whose product is annotated as exportin-2. Bases 7 to 2946 code for a protein of 979 amino acids. The transcript has 7 exons. Gene Ontology annotation, molecular function: small GTPase binding; nuclear export signal receptor activity. Gene Ontology annotation, biological process: protein import into nucleus; protein export from nucleus. Gene Ontology annotation, cellular component: nuclear envelope; cytosol. The record is from RefSeq and is a predicted model, not a curated record. Lineage: Eukaryota; Metazoa; Arthropoda; Insecta; Diptera; Drosophilidae.
AACAAAAUGGAAGUCACAGACGCCAAUUUGCAAUUGCUUGCCGGCUAUUUGCAACAGACGCUUAGCGCAGAUCCAAAUGUCCGUAGACCUGCCGAAAAGUUGUUGGAAUCAACAGAGUUGCAGCAGAAUUAUCCGGUUCUUCUGCUCAACCUAAUCGAUAAGGCCACCAUGGACAUGACCAUACGUGUGGCGGGCGCCAUUGCAUUCAAGAAUUACAUCAAACGCAACUGGGCCGCGCACGAGGACAGCGACGAGCCAGAUCGCAUACACGCGACCGAUCGCAAUACAAUCAAAACUCUGAUUGUCACAUUGAUGUUGCAUUCGCCGACGGCGCUGCAGAAGCAGCUGAGCGAUGCGGUGAGCAUCAUUGGAAAACAUGAUUUUCCCAAGAAAUGGCCGCAGCUGAUCGACGAAAUGGUGGAGAAAUUCGCCUCCGGUGAUUUCAAUGUAAUCAACGGCAUUUUGCAAACCGCACAUUCGCUUUUCAAGCGCUAUCGCUACGAAUUUAAAUCUCAAGCAUUAUGGGAGGAGAUCAAAUUUGUGCUGGACCGGAUGGCCAAGCCAUUGACGGAACUGCUGCAGGCAACCAUGCAGCUGACCACUCUGCACGAAAGCAACGCCGAGGCCUUGAAGGUCAUUUACAGCUCUCUGGUGCUGGUCAACAAGGUCUUCUUCUCGCUCAACUCACAGGAUCUGCCCGAGUUCUUUGAGGACAACAUGAGUACCUGGAUGGGCGCCUUCCUACAGCAGCUGGCAGUUGAUGUCGCCAUUCUACGCACCGACGAUGACGAAGAUGCCGGCGUCUUGGAACAUCUGCGUUCCCAGGUCUGUGAGAAUAUCUGUCUGUAUGCGCGGAAAUACGAUGAGGAGUUCAAGCCCUACAUGGAACAGUUUGUGACUGCAGUCUGGGAAUUACUGGUGAAGACCAGCUUGCACACGAAAUAUGAUGCGCUCGUCUCAAAUGCGCUGCAAUUCCUUUCGGUGGUCGCAGAGCGCAAGCAUUAUCACGGCAUCUUUGAGAAUCCGGAGAUAUUGGCGCGCAUCUGUGAGAAAGUUGUCAUACCCAACUUGGACAUACGCCCCUCCGACGAGGAGCUGUUCGAGGACAGCCCGGAUGAGUAUAUACGACGGGAUAUUGAAGGCUCUGAUAUUGAUACGCGACGACGCGCCGCCUGUGAUCUGGUGAAGACGCUCUCCAUCAAUUUCGAACAGAAGAUCUUUGGCAUAUUUGGCCAAUACCUGCAAAUCUUGCUGGACAAGUACAAAGAGAAUCCGGUUGCCAAUUGGCGUUCAAAAGAUACGGCCAUCUAUUUGGUCACCUCCUGGGCAUCACGCGGUGGCACCCAAAAGCAUGGCAUUACCCAAACUUCCGAGCUGGUGCCCUUGCCACAGUUCUGCGCCGAGCACAUUGUCCCCGAGCUGGAGCGACCCAAUGUGAAUGAACUGCCCGUGCUUAAAGCAGCUUCUAUAAAGUAUGUGAUGGUCUUUCGCAGUCUGCUGGGACCCCAGACUUUGGCAGGCUGUUUGCCACAUCUGAUUCGGCAUCUGCCCGCCGAGAGCAUUGUGGUGCACAGCUAUGCGGCCUGCUCGCUGGAGAAGAUAUUAACUAUGCGUGAUGCAAACAAUACUCUGUUGUUUGGCCCCCAGGUAAUUGGUCCACACUCCAAUCAACUAGUUAGCGGAUUGUUUGCAACGCUUUCGCUGACUGGAUCAGCGGAGAACGAGUACGUGAUGAAAGCCAUCAUGCGCAGUUUCCAUGUGCUGCAGGCGGGCGCUUUGCCAUAUAUGGCCGUUGCUUUGCCACGCCUGACCGAAAUUCUCACAUUUGUCGCCAAGAAUCCGUCUCGCCCGCUGUUCAAUCACUAUCUGUUUGAGACCCUCGCCCUAUCGAUUAAAAUCGUUUGUCAAGCGGAUGCUACGGCUGUUAGUUCCUUUGAGGAAGCACUCUUUCCCGUUUUCCAGGGCAUCUUGCAACAGGACAUCACGGAAUUUAUGCCCUACGUAUUUCAAAUGUUGUCUGUUUUGAUGGAAGUGCGCGAGGGCACUGGACCCAUACCGGAACCCUAUUGGGCGCUCUUCCCUUGCCUGUUGGCACCGCCUCUAUGGGAUCGCCGUGGCAAUGUGACGCCUUUGAUUCGUCUGCUGUCAAUCUUCAUUAAGCAAGGCUCUGCCCAGAUCCAAGCGCUUGGCAAAUUGAAUGGCAUUUUGGGCAUAUUCCAAAAAAUGAUCGCAUCCAGGGCAAACGAUCACGAGGGUUUUUAUCUGCUGCAGAAUUUGUUGUACUAUUACAACGCCGACGAGUUGCAGACGAACAUGCGACAAAUCUUUGGCCUGCUCUUUCAACGACUGUCGCUCUCAAAGACCGCCAAGUAUCUGAAUGGCAUCAUUGUGUUCUUCAGCUUCUAUGUGGUCAAAGUCGGUGGCACUCCGCUGGUGCAGCUCAUCGAGCAGAUACAGCCGGGCAUGUUCGGCAUGCUGUUGGAGCGCGUAUUUAUAACGGACAUGGCUAAGGUCAGCAAGGAACUGGAACGCAAAAUUGUCGCUGUAGGUGUUAGCAAGCUGCUCUCCGAAUGCCCCGAAGUUUACUCUGGACAAUACAAAACUUUCUGGCCCCGUCUAUUGCACUCACUAAUCGACCUGUUCGAGCGCCCGCCCGAAAAGCUGCCCUACCUGGAUGGACUUGAUGGCAACGCUGACACAGACGUUGUGGUCGAUGCAGAGCCUGGCUACCAGGCCGCAUUCUCUCAACUAACAUUUGCGCAGCCCAAACAGGUGGACCACCUGGCCGAUGUGACCGAUUUGCGCCUAUAUUUGGCCAGAGCGUUGUCCAACUUGUCGCAGACUGUGUCGCCAGCCGAGGUGACCAAUUUAAUCACACCACUGGAGAUGGACUAUAAGGAAAUGGUGAUGAAAUAUUGUGACCAGGCGGGCGUACGCAUUGCAUAAGUGCAACUACUGCUCCCAUACAUAUGCAAAAUACACACACACACACUCAAUGCAUGAAUUAUUAAUUGUCAUACAAGAAUUGUUUAUAAGUGUAAUUAUAUAAUCGAUGAACUAUUAAUUGUCAUACAAGAUUUGUUUAUAAGUGUAAUAAUAUAAUCAAUACAUAGUUAUGUUUGAAAGAA